Molecule: messenger RNA, 3411 nt
Organism: Lottia gigantea (owl limpet)
Lineage: Eukaryota; Metazoa; Mollusca; Gastropoda; Lottiidae
Exons: 25
Coding region: 1-3411 (1136 amino acids)
Source: RefSeq, a predicted model, not a curated record
AUGUCAAGAAGAAAAGAAGAAAUCUUCUAUAACCACACUAGGGCAAGUCAGAAAAAAGAAGAAAUUGGAGAAUUAGUUUUGAAAAUUGACAUUGCUUUUGAUCAAAUGAUAGAUGAUGAUGAUUUUGAAACUUCAGAAGCUUGUUUGUUUGACAUAAUGGGGGUCGGUGAUGACAUUGCACCACGUUUUACACAGAAGCCAUCAUUAAAACAAGAAGAUAAUGGACAACGUUUAGUUUUUCACUGUACACUAGAAGCCUCACCCAAACCAGAUAUACAAUGGUUUCAAGGUACCACUCCAAUAACCGGAUCAAAUCGGAUAAAAAUGCGUGUCGAUCCAGCUGGUGGUGGACAAAGUUUCAAUGUGCAAAUGGAAAUAGUAAAUGUGACACAAAAUGAUGCUGGAACAUAUAAAGUGGUUGCUAAAAAUAGACUUGGUGAAGUUUCUGCUUCCAUAAACCUCAAUUUUAGUGCUGGUCAACAAAAACAACAAAAUGGUGUAGCACCUAAUUUCAUCACUAAACCAAUGACCAGACAAGAAAACAACGGAAAAAAACUAUAUUUUGAAUGUCAACUUGCAGCUGACCCAACUCCUCAAAUAACAUGGUACAGAGAUGCUACACCAAUAACACAAGGAGGUCGUUUUAAGAUAAAAGCAGAAAGUAAAGAACCCAAAAAAUAUUUCCUUACGUUGGAAAUAACAGAUGUCAAUGCCCAAGAUGCUGGUAAUUAUAAAGUAACUGCUAAAAAUGACCUAGGUGAAAGUAAUGCAACAAUUCGUUUGAAUUUUGACAGUACUGAUGUGAUAGGAAAAGAAAAUCAACCGGUAUUCAUUCAGAAACCAGCUAUUAGUCAAGCUGGAGAGAAGAUUAUUUUAGAAUGUAAACUAACAGCAGAUCCUAAACCUACAAUAACAUGGAUGUUUAAUGAUCAAAUUAUUCAAAAAUCUUCUCGUAUAAAUACAAUACACAGAACUUUAGGUGUUACACAUACUGUUAUACUAGAAAUAUCUAACGUCACCUUACAAGAUGGUGGUGAAUAUAAAUCGCUUGCUAAAAAUAUACAUGGUGAAGCACAUGCUACCAUAUCGCUUAACUUUGAAGGUUCCAAAAAACCCAUUCUUCCUGAUGGGAAAGCUCCACAUUUCCUUACAAAACCAAUGAUCAAACAAGAAAAAACUCAGCUAUUAAUGACCUGUGGGUUAGAGGCUAAGCCUUCACCACAAAUUCGGUGGUAUCAUGAUGAUAAAGAAAUAGGUGGUGGUGGACGUGUAGUAAUUACAUUAGAUAGAAAUGCUAGUGGACCUGAUAUGUAUAAUGCUGUUCUUAAAAUCAAGGAUCCUAAACCAGAAGAUGGUGGUUCAUAUAAGUGUACAGCCUCAAAUGAUUUCGGUGAAUCGAAUGCAAACAUCACAUUAAAUUUCUCAGGUGCAGAAAAGAAAGGAAAUGGGGAAGCUCCACAAUUUAUUGGAAAACCUCAAGUCAACCAAGAUGCUAAAAAGUUAACAUUUGAAUGUGUUUGUAAAGCUACUCCUAAACCUGAUGUAACAUGGUUUAAAGGAACCAGUGCUCUAAAAUUAGGAGGAAGACUGAUAUCUUCUGUAGUUGAAAAGAAUGGAAAUUAUGUUAUCAAAUUAGAAAUAAUGAAUUUUACUCCAGAUGAUGGUGGUCAGUAUAAAGUAACAGCUAAAAAUAGUAAUGGUGAAAGUAGUGCAAAUAUCACGUUAAAUUUAGAAAAACCUAAGGUAGAUGCUCCCAAAUUGGAAGGUAAGCCUAAUAUAAGAUUAGAAGAUGAUGGUAAAGUUAUUAUGAUUAGUCAAGCUAUGAAGUCACCCACUAAACCUGAUACCAAAUGGAUGUUUGGUAAUACACCAUUACCUAACACUGGACGCUUUCAGAGUAAUUUAGUAGAAGAAGGUGGAUUGUACUAUGGUUCUCUUCAAAUUAACAAUUUUAAUGAUAAAGAUUCGGGAACAUACAAAAUGGUUGCUAAGAAUGAGGGAGGAGAGGCAUCGAUAUCUGCUGCUGUCAAUGUUGCAGCCUUAAAACCAAAAGGAGAUGCCCCUGUUUUUACACAGAAAUUGACACCACAGACAGCAGCUGAAGGAGAAGGUGCAGAGUUUCUCGCUGUUAUCAAGGGCUCUGAACCAGUUGAAGUAAAAUGGUUAAAAAAUAAGAAAGUUUUGUCUAAGUUAGACCCUUAUAAAAUAACAUAUGAGAAGGGAAAUUGUCGUCUUAACAUUCCAAAAGUUAGUAAAAGUGAUAUAGGUGAAUACACAGUUGAAGUAAAGAAUGCUUAUGGAAGUGGUAUGUCUAUGGCAAGUCUACAAGUACAAGAUUCUAAGAAAAAGGCUGAUGAUGAUGCCAAGAAAAAGGCUGAGGAUGAUGCCAAGAAAAAGGCUGAUGAUGAUGCCAAGAAAAAGGCUGAUGAUGAUGCCAAGAAAAAGGCUGAAGAAGCCAAGAAAAAAGAUGAGGCCAAGAAAAAGGCUGAAGAAGAGAUAUUAAAAAAAGAAGAGGAAAAAAAGAAAUCUGAAGCUAAAAAGAAAGAAGAGGAAGCUAAAAAGAAAAAAGCUAUUGAAGAUGAAAAAACUAAAAAAGCUGAUGAAGAAAAGAAAAAAGUUGAAGAGGCCAAGAAAAAAAAGGAAGCAGAACAAGCAGCAAAGAAGGCAGAAGAGAAAAAAUCUACACCAACAAUUGUUGUUGAUGAUGAGGAUAACAAAAAAGGUAAAAAUCUUAAAAAACCUUCUGGUAAAGAUCAAAGUAAAACUACAGAGGAAGAUAAAAAUAAAAGUAAAACAAAACCAAAAUCUUAUAAAAAGAAACCGACAACAAUAUUAGAGGAUGAAGAAAAUGAUGAAGAAGAAGAGAAUGGUUAUGAGGCAGAUGAUGGUGGUGAUCAUGAAGGCAAAGAUGCAACAGAUGAUGAUAGAUCAAGCAAACCAAAGCCUGGAAGUGGACCUAUUUUCACAUCAAAACCUGAAAAUAUAGUUGUAGUGGAAGGUCAGCCUAUAAGAGUAUCAGUUGGAAUAGACUGUCAAGGGCGCCCUAUGCCAUUAGUGAAAUUUCAGAGAGCAGGUCGUGAAAUUCGUGACGAUAGCAGAACAGCUAUCAAUGCCUCUAAAAGUGGUGCUGGUUUAGAGAUCAAGAAAAGUAGACAGACUGAUGAAGCAAAAUAUUCUAUUAUACUAGAAGAUGAUGGUCAUACAACUGAUACUGUUACAUUUAGUGUGUUUAUCAAAGAUCAGAAAGAUUCUAGUUUGGAUUUUAGAAAUUUGUUGAAACAUCGUGAAAAAGGAAAGAAAGAUCAGGAUGAUGAAGAUGUUGAUUGGGGCAGUUUAAAACCAGUGUUGAAACAGUUAGUGAAUUUUACGAACCCUGUAAUCGUUGGCAAUAACCGUUUUUUACCCGGUUAA